Molecule: messenger RNA, 1724 nt
Organism: Magnolia sinica
Lineage: Eukaryota; Viridiplantae; Streptophyta; Magnoliopsida; Magnoliales; Magnoliaceae
Exons: 1
Coding region: 350-1168 (272 amino acids)
Source: RefSeq, a predicted model, not a curated record
UUCAUCGUUUUGUAAACACACCUCUUUAUAUUUCUUCUUCCCAUUUCUUGCAUCUUUCCUCGGAAUCUUUUCAAACUUUCAAAUCUCUCUCUCUCUCUCUCUCUCUCUCUCUCUCUCUCUCAAAACCUUUGACCCUUUGAAAUUUUGAAUUAUUCCCAACUUCAAAAUCUAGAAACUCAAAUCCACGCGAAUUCUUUUCUUCCAUUUCAGAAACCAAUUCCCAGUUGGAAACUUUCCUGUUUCCGUUCCAAAUCCUCAUAUAGCAAAUGAAUAGAUAUAUAUAGAUAGAGAUAGAAAGCUAGAUAUCUAUUGAGAGAGACUGCCAUUCUUUAAUCAGAUUUCAACAUCAAUGGCUGUCGAACUCUGCUCAGAGACUCCCGGGUGGGUUGCCGUGAUGAGUCCCCGAAUCUCAUUCUCUCACGAUCUUUCCCAAUCCGACGGUAGCGUUCCAAUCGACCGUCCUGGACUGGAUCCGCCCGUUCUAGACUCUGAUUUCGACUUCUGCAUUCAGUCCGAGCAAGAAUCAUCGUCGGCCGAUGAACUCUUCUCCGAAGGUAAGAUCCUACCUCUCCAAUUCAAAGACUCCGUCCCUGUUCCCCGCAAUUCAAAUACAGAAACUCCCCAUCUCCCUAAACUCUCUUCUUCAAAUUGGUCUCCUCUGCCACCCAAAGAUCAUAAAAAAGAGAGCUUGAGAAAGAUAAUGGCGAUCUCUGACGCAGAAGAAAAACCCACCACUUCCAAAUCCUUCUGGCGAUUCAACCGCAGCAGCAGUCUAAAUUUCGGCAACGGCUACAAGGUGAGCUUGAUCUGUUCUUUACCGCUUCUUUCAAGAAGCAAUUCAACAGGUUCGAUUAAUACAAAUGCGAGACGCCCUCCAUCAUCGAAGUUGAAUUACAAUUCCUUGCAGAAAUCCUUAUCAAACCCAAAUCCAAAACCAUCCAUUCCAUCGACUUCAUCUUCCUUGCAUAAGACGCCAUCGAAGAAAACCAACACCGCCGGGAAAACCCAAUUCAGAUCUUACCCAAACACCGUCCGGAUCAGUCCUGUUUUGAACAUCCCACCUUACAUUCCUAAAGGAACGACAGAUCUCUUCUGCUUCGGUUAUUUCUUCUGCAGUGGAAAGGAUACCAGAAACAAGAAGAAGUCGCCCACCCCACAGGAAUUGUAGUAAAUUCCAAUAGAAAUUUCUACUCCGAAUAGAAAUUCGACAAAUCGCGAAAUGGGGUUCUUUUGUAUUGUAUCCUUUCUUCAUUUUAGUGAAUUCUACUGCGAGUAGGCAUUUGGAAAACCGCGAAUUAUAUCUCUCUUGCAGCACAACGCCUUGAGAAUCAAAGGCAGAGAUGAAGAUGGUAACUGUAAUUAGAAGUUUACAGUUGGAAAAUGAUGAGAUUGCGAUGAUUUUUUCCGGAAUGUUAUCGAAAUGUCGCUGGUCUGGGAGACAGAAGAACAGAGGUACCUCAUUCAUGGCUGUCUGAUUUCAUGGCUGUUUUGGAAUCUACUUACUUCCUUUGUUUCUAAUACUUUGAGCUAGGGGAAAAGAAUCAAAAGGAAUGCAUGAUUAGUGGGCCAUUUUAAAUUUUAUGUUUGUAUAAUAAUCAGUUUGAAUGCAUGAUUAGUGGGCCAUUUGAAAUUAGUAGUUUGAAAGAGAGGGUGUUUGUAUCCAAAGAGUUGGUUUGUGGGGAAAAUCAUCAAAAGGAAUGCAUGAUUAGUGGGCCAUUUGAAAA